Molecule: messenger RNA, 3299 nt
Organism: Phlebotomus argentipes
Lineage: Eukaryota; Metazoa; Arthropoda; Insecta; Diptera; Psychodidae
Gene: Grp170
Product: hypoxia up-regulated protein 1
Exons: 3
Coding region: 163-2946 (927 amino acids)
Biological process (GO): endoplasmic reticulum unfolded protein response; negative regulation of hypoxia-induced intrinsic apoptotic signaling pathway; cellular response to hypoxia
Cellular component (GO): endoplasmic reticulum chaperone complex
Molecular function (GO): ATP-dependent protein folding chaperone; ATP binding
Source: RefSeq, a predicted model, not a curated record
CUCUCAAAAUUCUCCUACGAGGACCACGUCAGUCAAAUUUUCACGCAGUUUAGCUGCUGUUCCGAGACUUUUUCGACUACAAAUAACCAGUAAGGACGAUCUUCACAAGCUAAAGUACUUUUCUACACACCUCUAGUUUAGAUUGUGAGUGAAUUAGGAAAAAUGCAGAAAUUGCAUGGGAAAUUAUGUGCAAUUGCCUGCAUUGUGCUGGGUAUCCUGGCUGCCAAUGGGGUGAGUGGAGCCGCCGUGAUGUCAGUGGAUUUCGGGUGUGAGUGGAUGAAGGUGGCUGUGGUUUCGCCGGGAGUGCCAAUGGAGAUUGCUCUAAACAAGGAAUCCAAGAGGAAAACAGCCUCAAUGGUGGCCUUUCGAGAUGGCAUCCGGAUCUUUGGUGAAGAUGCCCAGAACAUCGGAGUGCGCUUCCCACAGAACAGCUACGGCUAUUUCCUGGAUCUCCUGGGGAAGAGCAUUGAUAAUCCCGUGGUGGAGCUGUACAGAAAACGCUUUCCCUACUAUAAAAUUGAGGCGGAUCCCAAGAGGAAUACCGUGGUAUUUCGAGUGGGAGAUGACGUAUUCAGCGUGGAGGAACUCGUGGCACAACUGCUGCAGAAGGCGAAGGAAUUUGCCGAAUCCACAGCUGAACAGAAGAUCACAGAGUGUGUCAUCGUGACUCCCGGAUACUUUGGUCAGGCUGAGAGGGCGGCUCUUAUAGCGGCUGCAAGUCUGGCUAAUUUGAAAGUUCUGCAGCUGAUGAACGACUACACGGCCGUAGGAUUGAACUACGGUGUUUUCCGAAAGAAUCAGAUCAACGAAACGGCUCAGUAUUAUGUGUUCUACGAUAUGGGAGCCUACAAGACCUCAGCGGCGGUAGUGAGUUUCCAAUUGGUGAAAGACAAGACCACAAGGGAGACGAAUCCAGUGAUCUCUGUUCUGGGUGUUGGCUACGAUCGCACAUUGGGCGGACUGGAGAUGCAAUUAAGGCUGCGCGAUCACCUCGCCAGGGAGUUCAAUAAGAUGAAAAAGACCAAAACGGAUGUUUUCACAAAUCCUCGUGCCUUGGCAAAACUGUUCAAGGAAGCGGGACGCGUGAAAAAUGUCCUGAGUGCCAAUGCAAACCAUUAUGCGCAGAUUGAGGCCCUCCUUGAUGACCAAGAUUUCAAAGUGCAAGUGACAAGAGAACAAUUCGAGGGACUCUGUACGGAUCUGUUUGAACGUGUUCCACACGUUAUCAACCGCGCUCUUACGGCUUCAGGGCUCUCCAUGGAUGUGGUGACUCAGGUGAUUCUCUUUGGUGGCGGAACUCGUGUGCCUAAGGUGCAGGAGAUCCUUAAGAAUACUAUAAAGCAAGAUCUGGGCAAGAACCUCAACUCUGACGAGGCCGCCGCAAUGGGGGCGGUAUACCGGGCAGCGGACUUGGCCACUGGAUUCCGUGUACAGAAGUUCUUGACGAAAGACGCCGUGGUGCUGCCCAUUCAGGUGGUGUUUGAGCGCGAAGGUGACAGUGGAAGCAUGAAGCAAGUUAAGAGAACUCUCUUCGGCCCGAUGAAUCCUUAUCCACAGAAGAAAGUCAUCACAUUCAAUAAGCACACGUCAGACUUCACAUUUGACGUCAACUACUCGGAGUUGGAUCAUCUGGAUAAGGGAGAAAUCCCCUUUUUGGGUUCCUUGAACUUGUCACGCGUGGCACUCAGUCAAGUUGGUGAGACUCUGAAGGAGCAUCUGGUGGAAAAUGUGGAAUCCAAGGGAAUAAAAGCCCACUUCGCUAUGGAUGACUCAGGAAUCUUUGCCUUGUCCGGAGUGGAGUUAGUGUAUGAGAAGUCAGUGACGGAGGCAGCUGAGGAGGAUGAUGAGAGUCCUCUGUCCAAGCUGGGUAGCACCAUCAGUAAACUGUUCUCCAGUGAAAAGAGCGAAAAGGAGGAGACCCAGAAAGAAGACUCUGAUAAGGAGGAGACCACUUCUGAAACCCAAUCAGAGGAAUCGAAGCCUGUCAAUGAGACCCAGGAAAUUCCCGCGACCAGUGAGAGUGCGCAGGAAAAGACGGAGCCCAAGGAUGAAGAAGCUCAAGCACAAAAUAAGACUGAGAAACCAAGAAUUGUGACUGUAAAGCAGGCAAUUCCCUCAGAUGUUACCUAUCUCUUCACUCAGCCACUUACCGAGGACCUUUAUCAGGAGUCCAAGAAGAAGAUUGACGCGCUGGACGAAUUGGAAAGACAGAGAACUCGCCGGGAGACCGCUUUAAAUGCCCUUGAGAGUUUUGUCAUCGAGGCCAAUCAACGCAUGGAUCAGAACGAAUACUCCAGUUGUGCAUUGCCGGAGGAGAUUGAGAAGAUCCAGAAGUCCUGUGCUGAAACAUCUGACUGGUUGUACGAGGAUGGCAGUGAUGCCGAUGCCAAGACGUAUGAAGAGAAAUUGAAGGAGUUGAAGAAGCUGACAAAUGACGUUUACGCCAGACAUUGGGAGCACACAGAGCGUCCGGAGGCGCUUAAGGCACUCAAGGGUAUGCUGGAUGGUGCUGAGAAGUUCCUCAAGAGUGCCAGGAACCUCACGAAGGAUGCCAAUGCGGAGAAAGAUGUCUUUACAGCUGUGGAGAUUGAAACGUUGGAGAAGGCAAUUCGAGAGACUGCGGAGUGGCGUCAGGCGGAGGAGCAGGAGCAGAAGAAGCUUGCGCGGAAUGACGCUAUUCGGCUCACGGUGAAGUCCAUUGCGGAUAAGAUGGCCCUCCUGGACAGAGAGGUGAAGUAUCUCGUGAAUAAGCUCAAAAUCUGGAAGCCAAAGCUCAAGGAGAAGAAGGCAAAGAGUAACGAGACGGAGAAAAAGGAGAGUGAGGAGGAGGAAGUGAUUGCUGAGGAGGAACAGACGGGCAAGGAUGAGGAUGGACCGCAAAUUGAGGAGCCUGAAGUGCCCGUGGAUGAUGGGGAGAAGUCUGAGCCUCCGCAUGGCGAGCUGUAAGUUCGCGACUGUCCACGGAGAAGUUCCAGCACAAUUUCUUAGUUCUUGUGAUCAGGGCUCGUUUUACCAACCGUUUCCCCGGACCUUUUGCGGUGCGUGACUACAUUCUUUGAUUUGUACAUUGACCAGGAGGAUGCUGAAGAUCGAUUUUUUGAAUCCCCCACACGUUAGAAUCCAUUCCGUCACUACCAACAACUUUUUUUUCGCAUAGGGAGAGAGUGUCUACAGCGGGAUGCACCCGUGACGUGGGAGGCCAAUAGAGGGCGAUUUAUUUAUUGCAAAAAAGAAAAAUGGAUAAAUUAAUUUGUAAAUGAGACUAAAGAGAAAGAGAAAAAAAAACUUCAUGCGAUUGA